AUGGACACUGCUGAAGAAUACAGUACUCCUGAUAAAAGAGUGUUGCUGAACGGAGCGUUGAAUCAGAGUGAUUCUGCUAUGGUUGAAUCUCCGAAAAUGACGAAUAUCCAUGCUUUUAUCGAUAACGACGACGUGAAGAAGGCGCAACAGAUAAUGCAGCAGACAUUUCACGAUGGCCAGUAUACGGAGUAUGCGAAUUGGCUUGGAUUGCAGGAGAACAGAUGCGUUUUGAAGGAGUUUUUGAACUUGGUACGACCUUGGCCAUUGUCGUUGUAUCUCUCUCUUUGCAAGUUGUCCAGGUGUCUUUAUUUGAUUGCCGAGGCAGGUCCACUCGACAGCAUUUUGGAGGAGCUUUCGAUGCAGUGGAUGGAGGAACACGGGGAAGAUGCUCCGUACUUCCAGGGGAACUAUAAGGUCUGCCAUAUCAUUUUGUUUUCACUCUUGAUUUUGAACUCGGAUUUACACAACGAGUCCUUCGACUACAAGUUUACGGCAGACCAGUUCGUUGAAAACACGAUAUACGCCGUCAACUACGAGAUGAAAGAAGGAGAUGUCAAGGCAGAUGAGCAACUGAUGAAACGCGAUCUCGCGGCGUAUUUUGUCGAUGUGACAAACGCGCCUUUGCCCUUAUGUCCACGCAGGAAUACCAGUGUCCUGUCGAAUGGAAAAUCGAAUGGGAACGGUAAUGGUGCCGCCAUUGCGAGCCGUGUCGUUAGUGGUGAGCGCGAUACCACCUCCACAGUAGGUCACAGCAAUAAUAUGUCGCCUCCAAGAGACAACGUUUCCUUGGCUCCUACUUCCCACGGCCGCUCCUCACUUUCUGUCUCACGCAAAACGUCCAUUUUUUCGCUAAGACCCGGAAGCUCAAUCCUCGAAAGAACAAUGACCGGCCAAUCCACCAUGUCUAGCGCCUCUGAGUUCUCUCAACACGUGGACCCUACUCAGUUUUACGUACAGGAACCCCAAGACGAAUUCUACGGCCAGCAAAACGACUCUCUAUGGCUUGUGGACCACGAAUUGAACUUCAAGGCCACCAAAGCAAACCAGUUUACCCCACCAACACACGAGAAACACCCUAAUAAUGGCUCCAGCCACAUCAUAAUGAGGUUCUUUAAGAAAAAUCACAGCCCAAGUUUGAGCCAUCAGCACCAACGCAUUCAAAACGCGAAUAAAAAGAUGCAAAGGACAAGAGCAGUGGUGCGAAUGGGGAGCCUCGAGCUCCAUUUGCCAAAGCAAAAGAACAAAUUCCGCAACCACACUUAUCCCUCUUCUGUUCUGAAGGGCCGCAGUGCAGAUGAAACAGUACAAAAACUGAAUCUCUUUGGCGCAUUUGCAGAGCCUAUCGGAGAAACCGUCAUCGAGUUGGGCGGUACUUCAAAGCCUAAAUGUUUCCAAAUAACGCUUUCUGAAGACCAGCACUACAAAAACCUCGUUUUCGAAUGUGCAACGCCUUUGCAAUGCGAAGUUUACAUCGACAGUAUCAACUUUUGGGCUAGCAGAAUAACUCCAACGCCAAACUCCCAGUUUGAGAUGGUCUCAAACCAGGAGUACGGGUGGUCCGAAAAAUUGCUUAACGAGUUCAAGGCAAACCCAAAGGCUUUCGAACCAACCAAAAAAGGAAUCAGAGUCUUCAAAUGGGAACCUCUCUAUGGAGUAGACUCUCUAUAUACUAAUUUCAACGCGCAAGAAUCCGGUAAGCUACAGAUGGACUCCCAAUUGCUCGAUUGGCAGAUUUUCGUAUCAAAACUGCGUGACUGGAUCGACGAGCACAACAACCUAAAACCCACAUUAGUUGAUAUGUGGUCGCACUCACCGUAUUUCGAACUGGUCAUGGAUAACUGGAACGCUAGGUAUUUGUUCUUGAACAAACAGUACCACAAGCAUAAUGAAUAUCUGACUGUACUUAAGAAGGCUUACGAGUUGACGAACGAAACCGACAACGAAACACAUGAAAUUUGUACGUAG
This is a messenger RNA of Kluyveromyces marxianus DMKU3-1042, 1965 nucleotides long. It is a transcript of the gene YEL1, whose product is annotated as Arf family guanine nucleotide exchange factor YEL1. The transcript has a single exon. Lineage: Eukaryota; Fungi; Ascomycota; Saccharomycetes; Saccharomycetales; Saccharomycetaceae. Bases 1 to 1965 code for a protein of 654 amino acids. Gene Ontology annotation, molecular function: guanyl-nucleotide exchange factor activity. The record is from RefSeq and is a predicted model, not a curated record. Gene Ontology annotation, biological process: regulation of ARF protein signal transduction.